Molecule: messenger RNA, 2616 nt
Organism: Pseudocercospora fijiensis CIRAD86
Lineage: Eukaryota; Fungi; Ascomycota; Dothideomycetes; Mycosphaerellales; Mycosphaerellaceae
Exons: 16
Coding region: 1-2616 (871 amino acids)
Source: RefSeq, a predicted model, not a curated record
AUGGUGCGCGAUUUCACCAAAGUCAAUCUCGACAAUUCCAAUCCGCAGAUCGCUUCCGAUCUGAUGGGCAAACUUCCAGCUGAGAUCCGCAACCAGAUCUGGGAUCUCGUCUUGGAGUCGGCCCCGGUCUUCAUCCGCAGCAACAGGUUCGCCAGGCCUACUCCGCCAGGCAUUUUGUUGAGCUGCAAACAAGCCUACUACGAGGCGAUCAAGCUGCACUGGAGCAACUCCAGCUUCUGCGUCUCCAUACCCAAGCCGGAAUGCUGGUUCACCCGGAUCGGACGGCGCCGACGCAAGCUACUCAAGAAUGUCAGAGUCGGUACAGACAAAUUCGUUCUGCCGGCUGUUCAAACGAGCGCUGCGGGCUCCAGGACAAUCUUCGGCUUGUUAGACCAGCUGGAUGAUGCUAAGAAGCUGCUCGAACAAUGUCAAGCUGGAAGAAGGGAUGUGGCUCCAGGUGACCCGGUACGGAACACACCCAUGUACGGAGAACCUGUGAACAUCUUCUGGACUGCGUAUCCCGACGAGACCGCUCAAGGCCGUAUGGAAAAGCAGAGAGCCUUUACCGAUGUCUUCCAGAAGUGUUCCACGAUCGCCAUGACCUGCGCCCUCGAUGACGGACAGUGGGAGCCAUCUUCGGACGUCAUUGGGCGAUAUUCAGUAUCUUCCAAUUCUCAGAAUCGAAAAAAAAACUCGAAUCUUUCAAUCUCUGGUUCGGAGGCUUCGCACAAGAUCUAUCUUCAGAGAUCAUUUCAGAAUUAUAAUCAAGUCUCCACAGGGGCUUGGUAUUGGAGGAGUUGGGAAGAGGAGAGGGUUGACUUGAGAUGUGAUAGAGGUGAAUUUGAUGUUGCUGCGGAAGUGUCGGUUUGGACCGCUGCUGAGCCGGAGGAGAUGAGGAGGCCGUAUUUGAAGGCUUGGGUCUAUCUCUGGACUGCUUCGCCACCAUAUUGGAAUAGGGAAGGCGGGAAAGUCGCAGAUGGACGAUCGCAGCUGUUAAUUGGGUUCUGGACCCUUGGCGCAGAUGAAAAUUAUCUCUUUCAAGGAAGGGUGAUGUUGGAUGCGCAUUUGGCUUCAAGACGAAGUGAAACACCAGAUCUUGCCAUCAUGCUAAACGAGUGUUUCUUAUUCGCACUGGUACCCGCGUUUAGCUGUAAAGCACCAUGGCUUGCAAGAUCCGUAGCUGCGGCCGUGUCGCAAUCACAAGCUGCAUCGAGUGAAGUUGGCUCAGAGAAGGUUCCGGUCAAACUUCACUUCGAGGGUCGCGCUUGUAGAAGUGAUGCGUUUCAACCUUUCUUCGAAUCCUGGAAAAAAACAUCAACCUCGACAAUCGAUUUGGCGAGCAUCAAACACAACCCAACCCACCGUCCGCUCCGCGCGAAGAGCGCCGCCGUCGCCGUCAUGUGGAACCUCGCUGACUUUACAAGAGUCGACCUCGGCAACGCCUCCCUGCAGGAGGACUCGCCAUUGAUGCAGAAGCUGCCGCCGGAACUCCGUCACCGCAUUUAUGGGCUUGCGCUCGAUGAUACGGUCACGGUAAACAUCGGUGUUCGCCCAAAUGACAUCCACAAGGAGGGAUUGCCAGCUGCGCCGCCGCUCAUGCUAUCUUGCAAGCAAGUCUACGCAGAGGCGAUCAAGUUGUAUUGGUGCAACUCAACUUUCCGCUUUCCACACGCAACGAGCAAGAGGUUCGUGACUUGGUCGUCGAACAUCUGUCGUCGUCGCCGCGAGUUGCUGAGUAAUGUCGAAAUUCAUAAUAUGUCGAGAUUCAUGACGCCUGAGUACAACCUCGACAUCGGCUCCAAGUGGAUGGACCAAAUUUGGAAGAAGAUGGCCGCGAGCGGUGAGCGCACGCUCGAGGAAUGUCAAGCUGGCAGGAGAGGCAUCGCUGCUGGAGUCAUCAAGACCAAUCUUUUACUUCCAUCUUCGAAGGCCAUCGACUUGCUAGGCCACAGGUACUCUAUGCUAGGCCACAGGUACCACACAAUUGCCCAAGAGAUCUGGACAGCGAACCCGAAGGAGACGGUUAUCAUGACUGGCCUGCACGGCGACGAUGGGCCACAUAGCGGAACUCAUGCGAAGGGCGAAUACGAGAACGAAUCAACUAGACGAGCAAAGGGGUUCGUUCGAAUGAGAGAAGGACUGGAGGCGCCGCACUUUUGGGACUGGCUCGGAAGAGGUGGAUGGUCACGCUUGCGCUUUUCAACAGCGGUCUUUCUCGCCAUGCAUUUCAGACGCUUGAAGAGUCCGGGUGACUCGGAUAUCAAGGAUCAUAGUCAUUUCGACGAUAAGAAGAGGAUCAAAGUAGCUCUCUUUACCUGCACAUGUUCAUCGUCAAUUGAGGCAUGUCUCCCACCAUCAAAGCGCUUACUCACACGUGAAAUUCGAGAAGUGCUCUGCAGGUCGGUCACGGCUUUGCCAUGGUCUGCCAAAGGAGAUGGGCUAACGACGAAUAUCGUUCUCGUUCGAGACAUGCGACGCUGGAUGAUGCCGCAAUGCAGUCUUUGCUGCUUCCAUUCCUCAUACAAAACGCCCAGAAAAGCUGGCGAUGUCGCUCAAUGCUUUUUACCAUCUGGUAUCAUCGAAGCCCGAAGCUCCUUCAAUCCUUUCCAUACAUGA